GGAGAGCUUUCUUCCUCUUAUUUCUUAUGAACCCAGGAUGAGCAACAAAGAAGACCCGAGCAAGUGUUGCCCCGCAGCCGCUCCGAUCUCCAGUUUUACCAUCCAGUCCAUCCUGGGCAACGGUACCUCGGAAGGGAGCAGGGAGCCCAGUUCCCAGGCAGCAGGCGCCUGGCCGGGCAGGAAGCUAAGUCUGUCCGUGUCCUCAGAGGAAGAGGAGCCGGAGGAGAGCUGGAAACAUCACGGCUGCUUCUGUCCUGAGUCGCAGGGCCCCAAAGAAACUUGCCACAAACACCAGCCCAUCAGUUUCACGUGUCUCAGCAAUCCAAAGGGGAAUGGAGGAGCAAUGACGGUAAAUACAGACAGGACGCAAUUCCUCUCCAAAUCCCUACAGGACUUGAAGGAGGAAAAAGAGAAACACUUCCCUCCAAACUCCCCGUCUUCUGGGGAGAGACAAAGGGACGGAGGGGACAGGCAGGCUAAUUCAGCCAAAAAGAAGACCCGCACUGUUUUCUCCCGGAGCCAAGUGUACCAGUUGGAAUCUACCUUUGACAUGAAGCGAUACCUGAGCAGCUCGGAGAGGGCCUGCUUGGCCUCCAGUUUGCAGCUGACGGAGACCCAGGUGAAAACCUGGUUCCAGAACCGCAGGAACAAAUGGAAAAGGCAACUCUCGGCAGAACUGGAGGCGGCCAAUAUGGCUCAUGCCUCAGCUCAGACAUUAGUGGGGAUGCCCCUGGUUUUCAGAGACAAUUCCCUUCUGAGAGUGCCAGUGCCCAGGUCUAUCGCCUUCCCAGCCCCUUUAUACUACCCAGGCAGCAACUUAUCAGCCUUACCUCUCUAUAAUCUCUACAACAAGAUCGACUACUGACUCUGAAAGCCGAUGGCACUGUCUCCUUUUCUGUAUAGCUCUCCGAUAGCCGCAAUGACCUUCCAUAGAUUUCACCCGUCUGUAUCCACUGGAAACCAAAUGUGCUUCUUGCAAUGUUAAGAAAUACACCAUGUGUAUUCAUUAUUUUUAUUUAUCGGAUCUUCUCGAUGUGUUUGUUUAUGUUCUAGGCUGGCAUAGUGUUUUUAUGUACGAUCGCCAUGCAUUAUCCCACCAGACAUAGCUGACUUUCUGAGCUUCACGGGACUUUAAAAACAAAUUGCAAUCGUCUCUCUGUCUACAUGUGCAGGUAGGAAAAGGCCCAGGGCACUUGGUUAUUUGUCUCUGCAAUUGUAUAGGCCGAUUUCAACACCCCCCCCCUUUUCCUGAAUAUUAUUCUAUCACUUGAAAAUAAAAUUUAAAAAACAUAUUUCAAAUCUGUAAAUAUUUUUAAAGAAAAUAAAACAUUUUAAACAUC
Messenger RNA from Dermochelys coriacea (leatherback sea turtle), 1340 nucleotides. RefSeq names its product H6 family homeobox 2 (gene HMX2). Lineage: Eukaryota; Metazoa; Chordata; Testudines; Dermochelyidae. The transcript is spliced from 2 exons. The record is from RefSeq and is a predicted model, not a curated record. Gene Ontology annotation, biological process: regulation of transcription by RNA polymerase II. Gene Ontology annotation, molecular function: RNA polymerase II transcription regulatory region sequence-specific DNA binding; DNA-binding transcription factor activity, RNA polymerase II-specific. Bases 38 to 865 code for a protein of 275 amino acids. Gene Ontology annotation, cellular component: nucleus.